GCUCACAGCUCGGUUUGGUUUCCGCCCUGUUUAAACCACGAAUGGUCCAUUUGUGACCAGGAAUCUGUUCCGAAUGGCCGGAAUGACGGAUAACAUUCCUUUACAGCCCGUUCGCCAUAAGAAACGGCACGACAACAAACACAGAAACGGGUGCUGCCCAUGGUCAGGGUGUUGCGGAUCAGGAGAUUUUCGACCCCGGACGGUAUGGCUAGGUCACCCCGAGAAGAGGGAACAACGCUACCCCAGGAACGUCGUCAACAACCAAAAAUAUAACUUCUUUACCUUCCUACCUGGGGUGCUGUUUAACCAGUUCAAGUACUUCUUUAAUCUCUACUUUCUGCUGCUGGCCUGCUCCCAGUUUGUGAAUGAACUCCGAUUAGGACCCCUGUACACUUACUGGGUUCCACUGGGUUUUGUACUGUUUGUCACCGUGGUGAGGGAUGCUGUGGAAGAAGUGCGAUGUUACCUGCGGGACAAAGAGGUCAAUUCUCAGAUCUAUAGCAAGCUUUGUUCAAGAGGUACCAUGAAGGUGAAAAGCAGUGGCAUUCAGGUCGGAGAUCUUAUCAUCGUUGAAAAGAACCAGCGCGUUCCCGCUGACAUGAUCUUCCUACGGACCUCGGAAAGAAACGGCUCAUGCUUUCUGAGGACUGACCAGCUGGACGGAGAAACAGACUGGAAAUUGCGCCUCCCGGUGUCCUGCACACAAAGACUUCCCACCGCUGCAGACCUUCUACAGAUCAGGUCUUACGUGUACGCCGAGGAACCUAACAUCGACAUCCAUAACUUCAUCGGUACCUUCACCAGAGAAGACGGGGACCCUCCAGUUAACGAGAGCCUGAGCAUCGAAAAUACGCUGUGGGCCAGCACUGUCGUCGCCUCUGGUACAGUGAUAGGUGUGGUGAUAUACACCGGCAAAGAACUUCGUAGCGUCAUGAACACCUCCAAUCCAAAGAAUAAGAUUGGCCUUCUUGACCUGGAGGUGAACUGCCUGACCAAGAUCCUGUUCGGGGGAAUGGUGGUGGUCUCACUGGUCAUGGUGGCUCUGCAGCAUUUUGCCGGUCGCUGGUACCUGCAGUUCUUCCGUUUCCUGUUGCUCUUUUCCAACAUAGUGCCUAUCAGUUUGCGUGUAAAUCUGGAUAUGGGCAAGAUGGUGUUCAGCUGGAUGAUCAAGAAAGAUUCAAAAAUCCCUGGAACUGUGGUCCGAGCCAGCACCAUCCCGGAGCAGCUCGGGCGAAUCUCGUAUCUUCUCACUGAUAAGACAGGGACCCUUACUCAGAACGAAAUGGUGUUCCGUCGUCUCCAUCUCGGCACUGUGGCCUACGGGAUGGAUUCCAUGGAUGAGGUGCAGAGUCACGUGUUCAGUGCCUACACUCAGCCUCCUCAUGACCAGCCUGCCUCCAGACCCCAGGUCACCUCUAAAGUAAGAAAGACGAUUAGCAGCCGAGUGCACGAAGCAGUGAAGGCCAUCGCUCUGGUGCACAACGUCACACCUGUGUACGAGGGCAACGGCGUGACGGAGCAGGCCGAGGCAGAACAGCACUACGAGGACACGUGCAGGGUGUACCAGGCCUCCAGCCCUGAUGAGGUGUCUUUGGUGCAGUGGACAGAAGGCGUCGGACUGACUCUGGUGGGAAGAGAUCAAUCCUCUAUGCAGCUGAGGACCCCUAGUGGCCAAAUCCUCAAUUUCACCAUCCUGCAGAUUUUCCCUUUCACCUAUGAGAGCAAGCGAAUGGGAAUCAUAGUGCGGGAUGAGUCCAACGGAGAGAUCACCUUCUACAUGAAAGGCGCUGAUGUGGUUAUGUCCGGCAUUGUGCAGUACAAUGAUUGGUUAGAAGAGGAGUGUGGCAACAUGGCCAGAGAGGGUCUGCGAGUUCUGGUCGUUGCCAAGAAGUCUUUGACGGAGGAGCAGUACCAGGAUUUCGAGGCUCGAUAUGUCCAAGCAAAGCUCAGCGUGCAUGACCGCUCUCUGAAGGUGGCCACGGUGCUUGAGAGUCUGGAGAUGGAGAUGGAACUGCUGUGUCUGACCGGGGUGGAGGACCAGCUACAGGCCGAUGUGAGACCCACACUGGAGAUCCUGCGCAAUGCUGGAAUCAAAGUCUGGAUGUUGACAGGAGACAAAUUGGAGACGGCCACUUGCACCGCCAAAAACGCCCACCUGAUAACCCGCACUCAGGACAUCCACGUCUUCAGGCCUGUGACCACACGCAGCGAGGCCCACCUCGAGCUCAACGCCUUCAGGAGGAAGCACGACUGCGCUCUGGUGAUAUCAGGAGACUCUCUUGAGGUGUGUCUUAAAUAUUAUGAGUAUGAGUUCAUGGAGCUGGCGUGUCAGUGCCCGGCUGUGGUUUGCUGUCGCUGUGCGCCAACACAGAAGGCUCAGAUUGUUCGGCUGCUGCAGGAACGCACCGGCAAGCUCACCUGCGCUGUGGGGGACGGAGGAAAUGAUGUCAGCAUGAUCCAGGAAGCGGACUGUGGCGUGGGAGUGGAAGGCAAAGAGGGAAAGCAGGCCUCCCUGGCUGCCGAUUUCUCGGUGACUCAGUUCAAGCAUUUGGGCAGGCUGCUCAUGGUGCACGGCCGAAACAGCUACAAGAGAUCAGCCGCCCUCAGCCAGUUCGUCAUUCACAGGAGCCUCUGUAUCAGUACCAUGCAGGCUGUCUUCUCCUCCGUCUUCUACUUCGCAUCAGUCCCGCUCUAUCAAGGCUUUCUCAUCAUCGGAUACUCAACAAUCUACACCAUGUUCCCUGUGUUCUCCCUCGUUCUGGAUAAAGAUGUUAAAUCUGAGGUGGCUAUGCUCUAUCCUGAACUUUACAAGGACCUCCUGAAAGGUCGACCGCUUUCCUACAAAACAUUCCUGAUAUGGGUCUUAAUCAGUAUUUACCAAGGCAGUAUCAUCAUGUACGGAGCCUUGCUGCUGUUCGAGUCGGAGUUUGUGCACAUCGUGGCCAUCUCGUUCACCUCACUGAUCCUGACUGAGCUGCUUAUGGUGGCACUCACCGUGCAGACAUGGCACUGGCUCAUGAUCGUGGGUGAACUCCUGAGUCUCGCCUGCUACGUCGCCUCGCUUGUCUUCUUACCCGAGUUUAUCGAUAUCUACUUCAUCUUGACAUUGUCGUUUUUAUGGAAGGUCACCGUGAUCACGCUGGUCAGCUGCCUGCCCCUGUACUUCCUGAAGUACCUGCGCCGCCGCUUCUCCCCGCCCAGCUACUCCAAACUCACCACCUAGAGCCGAACGACAAAUUAUCAGAAACCAAAACACACAUUAUCAGUGCUUACUGUGGCUCUGGUUGUGCGUUUCGUUGUGUUGGUAUCUCUCUCUUAAUGUGAUCUGUUCAGCCAGCCUCUUUAUCACUACACUUCAUUCUAACACUACAGCCAGUAAGAUUUUACAGAGCCUUCCGAGUGGUUGUGCUUUACACAUAAUGCAGGAUUUCAUCAAGAAUCGGCUCAUUCGUGCCAUUUGCAGUCACGCUAAAGCUAUGCAGUCGAGCCAGGCUCCGAGAGGGUCGUGGGCGCUGAAUCACGAGGGUGUUUUCAGGAUUGAUUGAUUGAGUUGAGUCACCGGCCAGAGGGGGCUAAACAAGCUGGCUAGCCUAGAUGUGCAAUUGCUUGUAAGAAAACAGACUUAAUUUCUACCCUACUGUUUAUAUAUUUAACAAAUAUUAAAGAUGAAAGGGGAAUUUAAAUUGAGGAAACACGUUGAAAUAAUAAAAUUAUUAGGAAUG
Messenger RNA from Trichomycterus rosablanca, 3722 nucleotides. RefSeq names its product probable phospholipid-transporting ATPase IIA. Lineage: Eukaryota; Metazoa; Chordata; Actinopteri; Siluriformes; Trichomycteridae. Gene Ontology annotation, molecular function: ATP binding; ATPase-coupled intramembrane lipid carrier activity; magnesium ion binding. The transcript is spliced from 28 exons. Gene Ontology annotation, cellular component: trans-Golgi network; endosome; plasma membrane. Gene Ontology annotation, biological process: phospholipid translocation; endocytosis; retrograde vesicle-mediated transport, Golgi to endoplasmic reticulum. The record is from RefSeq and is a predicted model, not a curated record. The coding region runs from base 74 to 3223 and encodes 1049 amino acids.